This is a messenger RNA of Apis laboriosa (Himalayan honeybee), 1278 nucleotides long. RefSeq lists its product as uncharacterized. The coding region runs from base 531 to 1238 and encodes 235 amino acids. The transcript is spliced from 5 exons. The record is from RefSeq and is a predicted model, not a curated record. NCBI's taxonomy places the organism in Eukaryota, Metazoa, Arthropoda, Insecta, Hymenoptera, Apidae.
UACGCUUUGAUAAAGCUCGCGUACUGUUAUUACAAAAGUGUACAAAACGGCACACGUGACUGGUAGUGCAUGUUUGAAUUUACAGAAUUUCGAAAGUAUAAGUAAAUGCGGAAACAAUAACAGUUUGUUAAAUUGCGUUCGUAAAAGGAGACCGAUCCAUUCCACACGACGCAACUUGUGCAAACAAACGAAAUUAAUAGUGUAUAUUCGUUCUCGUAAAAAAAAUUUAAUUACCUUGCCUAAAAGCGUAUUAUAAGAGUUUUGAUGAAUUAUAUCGGCGAAAGAACAGGUUAAUCGUAUAGUCGUGGCUAGUUUUCUGGAAUUCGCUUCCCGUUAGCGCGAACGUUCGACGCAAAGUAGCCUGGAAUUUGAUUCGCUUCGUGGCGGAGCACAGGUUGGAGCAGUUGAAGAAGGCAACAGACAGAAUACAAAAGGAGAUCGAAGAGGUCACGGAGAGAGAGCACGAGCUCAGAAACGUGGGUAGCAUUAAAACCACGUCCCACGAGACGGUGGAUUCCAAGGUACGACGUAUGCCACAGGCUUUGGUCUCAGGAAAAUUGAAGAGAACAACAUCUACUCCACAAAUUCUAGAAGCUAUCAGCUUAACACCAUCUACACCACCCUUAACGCCAAAGAUGACAAAUGGAGUGAUAUCUAGUCGCACCACUCCAACACCUUUGCGUUUCGCAACGGCACCUAGUCAAAAAGGGCUGAUGCAUAGGUUUCUGGCAACUCGUGGAAAAAUUUAUAAACCAAAAUCUAUAGAUAAUGAUACGUUAACACCACCUUCAUCACCCAGUAUCACACUUAAUCCAUUGAGUAUUAAGGCUUUUAAUAGGAAUUUGGAAAUUCAACUUGAACCAGAUAAUGAACCUAAAAAACCUCCUAUUAGAAAAGGAUAUGUGCCUGUAGAAGAAAAAAUUCAAAAAGAAUUACAUGAAAUGAAAGAACGGGAAAAUGAGCUUAGAUUAAUGCGAUCACAAAUGUUAGCUAAAUCUCAACCAAAUCUUUUGGACAUUGGAAAUGAUAACGAUUCCGAUAUUUAUGAUGGCUCAAACUCAUUAAGAAGCGGUACCUCAACAAAUACUUUAAAUGAAGAUGAAAUAGAAAAAGAAACUAAAGGAAAACACAAGCCUAAUCCACGACGUCGAAGCACUCUCAUCGCGCAAUGGGAAAAUUUGAUAGCUGCAAAAAAGGAAUCUAAUGACAAUAACAACGAGAAUGAUUUAAAUUUCUGAAAAACUGGAUUAUUUUGUAAAAAAUAAAUUAUCAAUGUUA